Molecule: messenger RNA, 1797 nt
Organism: Pipistrellus nathusii (Nathusius's pipistrelle)
Lineage: Eukaryota; Metazoa; Chordata; Mammalia; Chiroptera; Vespertilionidae
Source: the annotation of a GenBank genome assembly
AUGGCUUCACUGAGAAGAGUCAAAGUGCUGCUGGUGUUGAACUUGAUAGCGGUGGCCGGCUUCGUGCUCUUCCUGGCCAAGUGCCGGCCCAUCGCGGUGCGCAGCGGAGAUGCCUUCCACGAGAUUCGGCCGCGCGCCGAGGCGGCCAACCUGAGCGCGCACGGCGCCAGCCCCAUCCAGGACGCGGUCCUGAAGCGCCUCUCGCUGCUGGAGGACAUCGUCUACCGGCAGCUGAAUGGCUUAUCCAAAUCUCUUGGGCUCAUCGAAGGUUAUGGAGGGCGGGGCAAAGGAGGCCUUCCUGCUACCCUUUCCCCAGCUGAAGAGGAAAAAGCCAAGGGACCGCAUGAGAAGUAUGGCUACAAUUCCUACCUCAGUGAAAAAAUCUCGUUGGAUCGUUCCAUUCCAGAUUAUCGUCCCACCAAGUGUAAGGAGCUGAAGUACGCCAAGGAGCUGCCCCAGAUCUCCAUCAUUUUUAUCUUUGUGAACGAGGCCCUGUCGGUGAUCCUGCGGUCGGUCCACAGCGCUGUCAACCACACGCCCACACACCUGCUGAAGGAAAUCAUCCUGGUGGAUGACAACAGCGACGAAGAGGAGCUGAAGGCCCCCUUAGAGGAGUACGUCCACAAACGCUACCCGGGGCUGGUGAAGGUGGUGCGCAACCAAAAACGGGAGGGCCUGAUCCGAGCACGCAUUGAGGGCUGGAAGGCGGCCACCGGCCAGGUCACUGGCUUCUUUGAUGCCCACGUGGAAUUCACUGCUGGCUGGGCCGAGCCGGUUCUCUCCCGAAUCCAGGAGAACCGGAAGCGGGUGAUCCUCCCAUCCAUCGACAACAUCAAGCAGGACACCUUUGAGGUGCAGCGGUAUGAGAACUCGGCCCACGGGUACAGCUGGGAGCUGUGGUGCAUGUACAUCAGCCCCCCGAAAGACUGGUGGGACGCCGGAGACCCUUCUCUCCCCAUCAGGACACCAGCAAUGAUUGGCUGUUCCUUCGUAGUCAACAGGAAGUUCUUUGGUGAAAUCGGUCUGCUAGACCCUGGGAUGGAUGUGUAUGGAGGAGAAAACAUCGAACUUGGAAUCAAGGUAUGGCUCUGCGGGGGCAGCAUGGAGGUCCUGCCUUGCUCACGGGUGGCCCACAUCGAGCGGAAGAAGAAGCCAUACAAUAGCAACAUCGGUUUCUACACCAAGAGGAAUGCUCUCCGGGUGGCUGAGGUCUGGAUGGACAAUUACAAGUCUCACGUGUACAUAGCGUGGAACCUGCCGCUGGAGAACCCAGGAAUCGACAUAGGUGAUGUCUCUGAAAGAAGAGCCUUAAGGAAAAGUUUGAAGUGUAAGAAUUUCCAGUGGUACCUGGACCACGUUUACCCAGAAAUGAGAAGAUACAAUAACACCAUUGCAUACGGGGAGCUUCGCAACAACAAGGCAAAAGAUGUCUGCUUGGACCAGGGGCCACCAGAGAACCACACAGCAAUACUGUACCCAUGCCACGGCUGGGGACCCCAGCUGGCCCGCUACACCAAGGAAGGCUUUCUGCACUUGGGAGCCCUGGGGACCACCACGCUCCUCCCUGACACCCGCUGCUUGGUAGACAACUCCAAGAGUCGGUUGCCCCAGCUGCUUGACUGCGACAAGGUCAAGAGCAGCCUGUACAAGAGGUGGAACUUCAUCCAGAAUGGAGCCAUUAUGAAUAAGGGCACUGGGCGUUGCCUGGAAGUGGAGAACCAUGGCCUGGCUGGCAUUGACCUCAUCCUCCGCAGCUGCACGGGACAGAGGUGGACGAUUAAGAAUUUCAUCAAGUAG